Ambispora leptoticha is the source of this 1725-nucleotide messenger RNA. The record is from the annotation of a GenBank genome assembly. NCBI's taxonomy places the organism in Eukaryota, Fungi, Glomeromycota, Glomeromycetes, Archaeosporales, Ambisporaceae.
AUGGUCUACCAAGGUUAUAAUUACGAAUGUCUUAUCGACCAAUUGAAGGACCAAUCAUUUUUCGGUGCCCCCAAUACACUUAUUUUUGUUGCGCCGGAUGUUGACGCUUUAUGUGCUUAUAAAAUGUUGGAGCUUAUUUUGAAUGAAGAGUAUAUUUGCCAUCAAUGUGUUGCUAUUUCUUCCGAAGAAGAUUUAAGAAAGUGGGAGGAUAGAGUCAAUAAAGACUCGGUCUAUAAAACGAUCAUCUUGAUCAAUUGUGGUGGCGCGUUUGAUAUUGGGGGAAUUUUCAAAAUUACCAGUAAGGACCAUUUGAAGAUCUUUGUAUUAGAUUCUCAUCGACCGUAUAAUUGCAGGACACUCUUUCACUAUGAUCAAGUUAUUGUAUUGGAUGAAGACCAUUAUAAAGAUACUUUAGAAAAAUUGUAUGAUAGUUACGCACGACUUAUGGACCUUAAUGAAAAAUCACGCGAUCUCGAAAGACAGGAAUCUGAAUACGUGGAAGAAAGAAGAGGAAAUAAACGGCAAAGAAUAGAAACCAGAGCGAGCACAUCGAAAAAAGCUAAAGCAGACACUGAUGACGAAAAACAAAAGCUUAAAAAAGAACUAGCAAAUUAUGAACAAAGCCCUCCAUACUACAGCAAAUCAGUCGCCCGAUUAGUUUAUACAAUGUCGUUAAAGAUAUCAAAAGCUUCACUUGAAGAUCAUCCAAGCACAAAGAAUUUACUUUGGUGGGCGAUAAUUGGUCUAGCCAGUCAAUACAUCAACAGCUUGAUCACAGAAGAAGCCUAUAAAGAAGAGUAUACGUAUUACCUUGAGGUACUAAAGCUCAUUAAACAUGAGGAUAUGAAGCCAAUGUACAUGGUUGCACCUGCAAAUGGGAGUGAUAAUAAUAUUCGAAGAGAACAGAAUUGGCGAUCGUAUUUAACUGAGAUGGGAAUUUCUCUUAAUCAAAGUCGCCAAGAAUUCAUUGCUGUACGCACAGAAAUUGGACCAAAACUACAUGAGAAACUUGCAAAAUUCGCCGAAUCACAUAAAGUCAAAGAUUUAGAGUUUCCUUCUUUUGCGCGGACUUAUGGAUUUCACACAACACUAACAGCUUGUGACGCAGCAUAUGCAUUGAAUGCAUUGAUUGAUACUUUUACGGAACACGCGGAAAGUGUUGGAUGUCAAAUUGAUUCGGCUGAUAAAGCUAGUAGUAAACUGGAAAAGGAUUCUUGGUGGAACUUUUAUAGUGCAUCUGAUUCGGUAGAUGACAUUACAUCAGCUAUAAAACUAUCGAAAAAUAUUCAACAGUUUAUUGUGGAACGAUGUAACGAGAUAAUUCAAAAGAGAAAUGCGAUAAAGAAGGAAGGAAGAAUUCAUUUUGUAGUAUUGGGAAGUGGUGGGGCACAAGAUUUGCUCAGUCACCCUAGAAUAUUGCGAAGGUUUGCAAAUUUCUUGGCUUCAGCAUACAAGGAAAAGUCCACCAAAGAUAAGAAAAUCGCCAUGAUUGUCGUAGUUCCGAUACUUGAUAAUACAUGUUACCUUGUAAUUGGUGUGAUGGCAGGACAAAUAAAAAAUCCAUUACCAACCCUAUUCAUUCAAACUAUCGCCACAUUACCCGAGACUAUUGCAAAUGAUUUACGGUUUCCUUCGUUUAGUAAAGAUGUGUUUGUUAUACCACAAAAGGAUUAUGCGGUUUUUAAAGAAAAAUUAAUUUUGAUAGAUGCACAGGCUGCGAAUUGA